GUACUUUCAGCUUGAUUAGAUUGCUUUACAAUGKGGGACUUUUUAAAGGCAAAAUWCUUUGGAYGUGGACCCAGGUCUCGGAAUAAUGAAACUAGAGGAACCGWGACAGAUCGUGCAGACUCGAUCGCUGGUGGCGUUCAAGGAAGUACCGUCGAGUCUGCGAGCGAAAAUCAAGUUGAUGCAACAGAUGUUCGUCGUGAUCGCAGCAGUGAUGACCUUGAUGGAAUUCCUUUUGGUGUUGAGCAACAACCGAUGUUUUUGAGCGAUUUUUUCGAAAAAGACGCAGAGAAUAUUAGAGCCCUAUCUCGCUACCUUGACAGAAGGUCGUUGGUGAUAAAGAACUACGAAGACCUAGCAAACCUCUUGAAUGCCCCCCCGUUAAUCAUAGCGAAGUGCAAAAGCAACACCAUUGAACACAGUCCAACAUUAGAACUCAUGCAGUUGGAAGAGGUUUCGACUCUUUCAGUUAAUGCGCUGGUGGAAAAAUUUAAGGCGAUCUCAAGAAAUGAUGUGGUCAAUAAAAUAAAAGAUAACAUACCUGAAAAUGAAAGGGAAAGCCUCAGCGUAAAAGAUGCACUAAUUCACUACGAAGAACUGUUUAAACAAGUUGCAGCURAGCUUGAUACAGCUACAAUGAAGAACUGGAAAUGUCUUGGCCGUGAACUUGGAUUUCCAACAGACAAAGUUGAACAGAUUGGAUUAGGGUGCAAUCCAACAGAACGUCUUUUGGUGGACUACGUGUAUAAAGCAAUGAAACCAGCGGAAUUGACAGUAGCAUCUUUCCGAGAUCGCAUAAGAAAUAUAGAAAGAACCAUAAUAUUGAAUCUUCUCCAAGAAUUUGGAAUUACUGAACAAGACGAUUCUCGAUCCAUUAAAGAUGUCAUCCCUCCUGAUAGUGAAAUAAUGCGGAGAUUGUGUUUGGAAUUAAACAAGGAAGUUAGUGGUUUGAACAACUGGAAGCAUUUGGCCUUAUCUUGGGGUAUAGAACACGAAAUCUAUUCUCAGUUUGAACCAAAGCAGAAGACAAGCCCUACUGAGAUAUUACUCAAAGAAUGGUUAAUUAGCGAACGUCCUACAUUUAGUGUUAAUGCACUUUGCMGUCUUUUGGGUCAAAUUGAGAGAAACGAUGCAAAAGCGUUUUUAGAAAGAAAACUAUAAGAAUAUAGCUAAGUGUAUAUGUAGAAGUAUUUCAGUUGAGGCACAGGUAGCCCAAGCUUGGUUUCUGUGGUGUCAUGUUAUAAGGAAAUGUAUGGGGAUUCUUCAAAGAUUUCAAUAAAAUCAU
Molecule: messenger RNA, 1282 nt
Organism: Actinia tenebrosa (Australian red waratah sea anemone)
Lineage: Eukaryota; Metazoa; Cnidaria; Anthozoa; Actiniaria; Actiniidae
Biological process (GO): signal transduction
Molecular function (GO): protein binding
Source: RefSeq, a predicted model, not a curated record